Molecule: messenger RNA, 2646 nt
Organism: Theobroma cacao (cacao)
Lineage: Eukaryota; Viridiplantae; Streptophyta; Magnoliopsida; Malvales; Malvaceae
Product: PAP/OAS1 substrate-binding domain superfamily
Source: RefSeq, a predicted model, not a curated record
GUUUCUUUCAUUUCCGGUUUUGGAAGGGUUAGGGUUUUGUUUGAAGAAUUGGUCUCAGAUUGUGACAAAGAUGUUGUGCUUGUUGUUCUUGCCUGAGUCCAGUGGUGAAAAUGGAGAAGUUGGGUUUAAGCAGUACAGAAAAGCAAAGCAGAAGAAAGAAAGAAGCAAUUUGGAAACUUAGUUCAGGUUCUUUCUCAGAAUGGAAGAGUUUCAAGAGAGUCUUUCACCUUCAACCUCUUUGUCCUUGUCCUCUACUUCCUCUUCACCUAUCCUGCACCCAUCAUCACCUUCCUCUUUAUCUUUCUCCUCCUGUUCUAUUUCUUCAUCUCAAUCACAUCCAUUGUCAAUUGAUGCUGAACUCUGGCUGAUGGCUGAGCAGAGAAUCCAGGAGAUACUAUGUAUCAUUCAACCUGCUUUGGUUUCAGAGGAAAGGCGGAAAAGUAUUGUUGGUUACUUUCAGAGGCUAAUCAAAGGUUACUAUGGCAUUGAGGUGUUGCCAUUUGGCUCAGUGCCAUUAAAAACCUUCCUUCCUGAUGGAGAUAUUGAUUUGACCGCUCUUAGUCAUCGGAAGGCGGAGCAAAAAGAGUUGGCAAGAGAUAUCUGCAGUAUCUUACAAAAUGACCGGCAGGACUCUGAGUUCCUAGUACAGGAUGUCCAAUAUAUUUCUGCACAGGUUAAGAUAGUGAAAUGCACUGUGAAUAAUAUACCAGUGGACAUCUCUUUCAAUCAAACAGCGGGCCUGUCUGCACUAUGCUUUCUGGAGAAGGUUGACCAAUUUGUUGCGAAAGAUCAUCUUUUCAAAUGCAGUAUUAUCUUGAUCAAGGCCUGGUGCUAUUAUGAGAGCCGAAUUCUUGGUGCACAUCAUGGCUUGAUUUCUACAUAUGCAUUAGAAACAUUGAUCUUGUAUAUCAUCAAUAUCUUUCAUUCAUCAUUAUGUGGUCCACUUGCGGUGCUUUAUAAGUUUUUGGACUACUAUAGCACAUUUGAUUGGGAAAAUUACUGUGUCAGUAUAAAUGGUCCAGUUCCCUUGUCUUCUCCUUCAGCAGUUGUGGCUGAGUCUCCAGAAAAUGAUGGGGACGAACCUUUGCUUAGUCAGGACUUUUUGAGGCAUUGCAGAGAAAUGUUUUCUGUUCCAAUGCAAUCUCUUGAGAUUGGGGCCCAUGCUUUUCCCAUCAAGCAUCUCAACAUUGUGGAUCCUUUAAAUGAGAACAACAACCUAGGGCGAAGUGUAGGCAAAGGUAAUUUCUAUCGAAUAAGAUCUGCUCUUUCCUUUGGGGCCCAAAGGCUUAGGGAAAUCCUCAUGCUACCAGGUGAAAAUAUGGGUAGGGGACUCGAAAAUUUCUUUAUUAAUACUUUGGGUCGGAAUGGAAGAGGACAGAGGCCAGAUGUACAAAUUCCUGUACCUGCCUUUGGCACUGGCAGAUCUGAAGAGUCUGAUCUGAGUGGAGACUACGAUGGUUACUAUAAUGGUCUAAUAUACAGUCAGAGGUAUCAUAAUAAUGACUUGCCUGCUACUGCCCAGCCAAGUUCUGUAUCAUCAUCUUCUCAGACACAAAAGAAGAGCACAUGGGAAGCCCUACGCCAGUUUGUGAGGUGCAAGCGAAACAUUUUUUACUGGAAGGCCACAAAUGUGAUUAUUCCAAGUCUGUCAUUCUCUCAUCCUUGUGCUCCACAGUUACCAGCUGCUACAUUUGGUAUUGACAAGAUGGCAAAGUCAAGAGGAACAGGCACUUACAUCCCUGACAUGACCCAUCAGUCUUACAGAGAUAUGCAAUCAUGGACCAAUCAGUCUUACAGAGAUGUGAAAUCAUGGACCCAUCAGUCUUACAGAGAUAUGCAAUCAUGGACCCAUCAGUCUUACAGAGAUGCGCAAUCAUGGACCCAUCAGUCUCACAGAGAUACACAAUCAUGGGUAAGUACAAGAAAUCCCAAGUCUGCUACUCCUGGUCUGUUGCAGAACUCGCCAAAAGAAACCAAUGCCAAUGAAAAUUCCCUGGAUGAAAAUUCCCUGGAGACAGACCACAGUGGAAACGGUGGCUCUCUUGAUUUUGAUUUUACACCAGAAGAAUUCCCGCUUCUUCCAGGCACUGAAAGGACCAUGACAACCCAUCAAUCUAGUCAGCCUGCAGUGAAGUGUCCACAGGCUGAGAAUUGCUCUGGAUCCUUACCAGGUAUUAAAUUUGGUAAUUUUGAGUGCUCAACCCCAAUGGGAAUGCAUUCACCACUACCUGAGCAGACAGACUCCAGGGUACGCAUGCCUACAACUGAAAAGCAGAAGCAAAAAGAACUAUGCGAGUUUAAUGAAGGAAGGUUUCUUGUAAAACCUCUCCAAUUGGAAGAUAAUGAUGACUUCCCUCCUUUAUUAUCCAUGUGAACAAUUUCCAGAGAGGCUGCAAGUCGCCUGAAGGAACAAUCAUCAUUUCCAAGCUUACAUGCUAUACUGUGAGAUUGCCCUGUCUGCAGUACCAGAUAUCAUAGACACAGUUAGCUUUUCUUUUUCUCUAUCCUGCAUGCAAACUAUAGGGAUAUGGCAAUUGAUGAUAAGACUUUGAUUGAUCUUUCACAAUCUCUUAGGGUGAUUCUUAUCAAACAGUUAAAUAACGCUUUCCCUUUUUUCAUCUACAAUAUAAAGUUUGAUUAGCAGUU